AUGGCGCAUAUCCUGAACCUUGCAUUUCGGAAAGCGCUAGGGGUGGAGACGGUGAAGGAGGCCCUGCAGCGCAUACGCGACAUGGCCACAUUCGUUGGCCUCUCGCCUAAGCGCAUGGCGCGAUGCAAGAAGGAGCUGAAGGAAUCGUAUCCUUCCUUGCGAGACCUUAAGCUGGUGCUAGAUUGCGAGGUCCGCUGGGGGUCCACCUAUGCCAUCGUGGCACGGGCUCUUCAUCUUCGUCGGCCAUUGAGCGCGCAUUUCGCAAACGAGCAGGGAACGAUGAAGGAAGAGAAGAAGUACGCUGCUCUUCAGAUAACUGAUGAUCAUGGGGCGGCACUGCUGGCAUUGAAGGGGUUCCUAGCGCCCUUUAACACCAUCACCAAGGCGGCUAAAGGGAGUGCGUACCCCACUGUGACAACCAUUGUGCCAUACUACAACCUACUGCUUGACUCACUGGAGAGGAUUUUGACUAAUGCUGCAAACUCCCCCUCAGCCCUCCUUCGUGAGCUCGUUCAGGCAGCCCUACCCAACGUGUAG
Molecule: messenger RNA, 537 nt
Organism: Closterium sp. NIES-65
Lineage: Eukaryota; Viridiplantae; Streptophyta; Zygnematophyceae; Desmidiales; Closteriaceae
Source: the annotation of a GenBank genome assembly